Messenger RNA from Mizuhopecten yessoensis (Yesso scallop), 1696 nucleotides. RefSeq lists its product as uncharacterized. Gene Ontology annotation, molecular function: RNA ligase (ATP) activity. The record is from RefSeq and is a predicted model, not a curated record. Bases 286 to 1320 code for a protein of 344 amino acids. The transcript is spliced from 9 exons. Gene Ontology annotation, biological process: response to reactive oxygen species. Lineage: Eukaryota; Metazoa; Mollusca; Bivalvia; Pectinida; Pectinidae.
CGCGUUUGUUAUUGGAGUUACCUCCCUUGUUCACGAACUUUCAACAUGGAUGCGCCCAUGCAUGUGUCCAGUCUAGAUGUGAUUCAGCAGGUUGAGCAUUAGCCCGAGUUUUCCUCUGGCCCUGACACCAGACUUAAAGUCAGUGCAGGCAAUUCACCAUGAUACCCACCCAAUGACAAUGGGGUAGUCGACCGUUGAAAGCCCUGGACCCUCUCAUCCGGACACGAAGAAAAACAUUAUUUUGGCACUGAUUUGGAAGAAAACUAGUGGUUGUGGAACUAAUUGAUGAUGGCAGGACUUGGGUCAGUACAGCAGAAGAUUUCCUGCGUGUUUGAGACAAAAGUCCUGAAUGAGCCAUCAAAGAAGAGGUCCUAUCAACAAUACAAUGUGGUGGCAACUAAUACCGUUAGACCAGCGGCCAGAAAGGAUGGGAUAGCCACAGCGAUAGCCACAGAGAAACUGGAUGGCACCUGUGUCUUUAUAUCAGAAUUCCAAGGCAAACCGUGGUUGUGGGCUCGCUUAGACAGAAAGCCAAACAAGGCUGCAGACAAACGCUUUAAGAAGUUCCAGACCCAGCAACAGCAAGGGGAAGGGGAUCCUGGUCCUAAAGAGAAAUUAGAUGUCACAUUCCAUUGGGAGGUUCCAGGCAACUUCAAGGAAGUUCCUGAGCAUUGGAUUCCAGCUUCAGGUGUUCCGAUAGUUAACGGACAGCCACAGCCAGACGCUAACGGACACAUUCCUGGAUGGGUGCCUGUUGAUCUGAAGUCUCGCCAGCACUGUUGGCACCUGACUGCCGUUGACCUGGCACACAACAUUGGACUCGUUCUCAGAGAAAAGACAGAUGAAGGGAGAGAACUACAGGUGGACCUAGUGAAUCUGUCUGAGCUGAUGGGAAAAACAGCAGAAUUGAUUGGCACCCACAUCAAUGCCAAUCCUUACGGGAUAGGGAACAAAGCCACACCCCUCCACCUAAUGGUGCUGCAUGGCAGUGUACGGGCAGCGGUCCCGAGGGGGGUCCACCUGGAGGAAGUGAGGGCGUGGUUAGAAGGCAAUGAGCGUGGACGUGUUGAGGGUUUAGUGUGGCACUGUGGGCCUGGCUCCCUAUAUAAGCUACAUCGUCACCAUGUAAACCUGCCUUGGCCAAUCAGUGACCCUGCUUUAAGUCAUCGCCCAGUUACUGUGGCAGUUGACUUAACAACAUAUGAAGUGGAGGAAGACAAGAAAUCGUGUUUGUGGACCUUAUCAAAACUGAAUGGACAGACAUGUGACUCACUUCCUGCUAUAGUCGGGCUCCUAGACUCGCUGUCCAGCCAGUCCUAGCCCCCCGCCAAGCUCUGUAUAAUACCAGGAGAACAAGGCCUCCUGGAAUCACUGUCCAGCCAGUCCUAGCCACCCGCCAAGCUCUGUAUAAUAACAGGAUAACCAUGCCUCCUGGAAUUACUGUCCAGCCAGACCUAGCCCCCCGCCAAGCUCUGUAUAAAAACAGGAGGACAAUGCCUCCUGGAAUUACUGUCCAGACAGUCCUAGCCCCCCGCCAAGCUCUGUAUAAUAACAGAAGAACAAUGCCUCCUGGAAUCACUGUCCAGCCAGACCUAGCCCCCCGCCAAGCUCUGUAUAAUAACAGGAGACCAAUGCCUCCUGGAAUCACUGUCCAGCCAGACCUAGCCCCCCGCCAAGCUCUGUAUAAAAACAGGAG